AUGUGGGAGCGCACGCUCCAGGAUCUCAUUCGUGGCUUGCGGGCCAACAAGAACGAUGAAAGCAAAUUCAUUGGACAGGCCAUGGACGAGAUCAGGCGUGAAAUCAAGAGCAAGGAUAUGGCGCUCAAGGCUGGUGCUGUUAUGAAACUUACAUAUCUGGACAUGCUAGGAUAUGAUAUGAGCUGGGCUUCCUUUCACAUCGUAGAAGUCAUGUCGUCCCCCAAGAUUCAUAUCAAGAGUGUGGGAUAUCUUGGUGCCGUCCAGUCGUUCAAUGAGGACACGGACGUGUUGAUGUUGACUACCAAUUUGCUCAAGAAGGAUCUAAGUUCAACGCCUGCAGAUGUCGCAGUCACUCUAAACGGUGUUUCUUCUAUUAUGACUGCAGACCUUGCACGCGACCUCAGUCCUGAAUUGGUCGGUAUGCUCAACCACUCCCGACCCCACAUACGCAAGAGAGCAGUUGCUGCUAUGUACAGGGUGUUCCAGAAGUACCCUGAUGCUCUCCAUCAUGGUAUCGGCCGAUUGCAGGAAAAGCUAGAAGAUUCGGAUCCAGGUGUGGUCUGCGCGACUGUAAAUGUCUUGUGUGAGCUCGCCCGGAGAAACCCACAAGACUACCUUCCGCUCGCCCCGCAGCUCUUCCAUCUCCUAACCACAUCGUCUAACAACUGGAUGCUCAUCAAAAUCGUCAAGUUGUUUGGUUCUCUCUCUCCUCAUGAACCACGGCUAGUGAAAGAAACUGCCAACCACCGAUCACUGACCUCAUAUCCACGACAGUCCGCGAUAUCCCUUCUAUACGAGUGUGUACACACAUGUAUCAUCGGUAAUAUGCUACAAGGCAAUACUGGCGACUCGCUUGCGCGGACGUGUGAUCCGGAUCAGAAUCUGAAGUACAUUGCCUUACUUGCAAUGGUGAAGAUUGUACCUACACAUCCCCAUUUGGUCGCAGAGCACCAGGAUACAAUCCUUUCCAGUGUCGACGAUGAAGAUAUCAGCAUCCGUAUGCGUGCGCUAGAUCUGCUCUCAGCACUCGUCAAUCGAGACAAUCUACAAUCAAUUGUGCAGCAGGUGUUGUCACAUCUUGUCAAGCCCGAGUCCUCCGCCUAUUCCCAGUCUGCAGUGCAAUCCCUAUCUCAACACAUCAUCCCGUCUACUCCUGCAAAAUCCCCAGGUGCACCAUCUCAGUCCACCGCCUACCGCCUUGUCCUGUCACAGAGGAUCAUGACAAUGUGUUCUCAAAACACCUAUGACAAUGUCAUCGAUUUUGAAUGGUACCUCUCGGUCCUCGUUGACCUCGCAUACGUAUCGAACGUCGACAUUGGCACGCAAAUUCGUGACCAACUAGUAGACGUUGUCGGACGCGUGAGAGCGGCUAGGAGCUAUGCAGUUAAGUUGAUGGUGAAGGUAUUGUCUGAUGAUACGUUCUUGCUACACGCAGGUGAGCAGGGUAGCUGUUCCGAGGUGCUGUGGGCGGCGGCUUGGAUAUGCGGAGAGUACUGCGGCGAGCUUUCUGCGCCAGACGAACUUAUUCCCUACUUACUCCAGCCAGAGAUUGCGUCUUUGAGGCCUGAUAUAACUGCUGUGUGCAUACAAUCGGCUACAAAGCUCUUCGGAUACUGGGCUUCAGAAGCGGCAAAGCAGUGGACAGAGAGCUUCCUCGAAGACCUCAAGAAAGCCGUUGAUAUCAUGAUUGAACAGAUGGAACAAUUUGCAUCGAGCACCCAGAUCGAAGUCCAAGAACGUGCUGCGAACGUCCUUCAACUGCUCAUCUUCAUCAAGCGCGAUGUAGCGAUGUACAAACCAAAGCAGGAAAAUGGGUUCUCGGACCCGAGUACAGCCGCCUUCGACCCCGUAUUAGAACCGACUUUUCCAAAGAGUCUCUACCUUAUUCAACCACUCUUCUCAUCGCACGAACUUAAUCCUGUUGCAUCCAUCGCGCAAGCGAGUGUGGCCGUUCCUGAAGGGCUUGACCUGGACGCAUGGAUUGUGCCGUCAAUGCAAGAUCGUGUUGCGGAAGAGGGUGACGACGGUGAGGUGACUGAGCGGAAGAUCAAGAGGAACAAGAAAGGGAAGGAGAAGGAGUCUGCAAGCAGGACAAAGGUUAAGAGCGGGAAGAAGAAGCAGAAGGAGGGGCAUUACCAGGAGGAGCUUGCACCGCAAGAAGAAGAGACAGCCGAAGAAAAGGCUGAACGAGAGAGGCUUAAGGCCGAGCGGCUGGAACGAAUGCGGGACGAUCCAUACUAUAUCGUGGACGACCGACCUCAGAAGCCACCUGCAGAGGAUGUCGAUUCAAUCCCCGUUGUCCGACUAGACGGUCCCUUACCACUACCAGAGGAACCCCGCCUUCCUGGGCUGAGAAGCAGCGCGUCCAUACGAUCCACUCCUCCAUCGUUUGUCGUGGAAAGAGGGGGCGAGAUGCCUGCGGGCAUUGUCAUCACGCCGCAACCGUCAACUCCCGUGCCAUCCUCACGGCGCCAAACUCCAAACCUAUUUGACGUCACCGCGACGCCUCCACCUCCCCUUCCUUCUUUCCAAUCAUACGAAGUUCCUGAUGACGAACUACGCACGAGCACUCCAGAGCCCAUCAAAGUCACACGUGCAAAGAAGAAGGGAACAAGUACAGCGAAGAAGAAACGAACAGUGAAACCAGAGAUGAAGGCAGGGGAUGAAAGUACAGUAGUCAUACAUUGA
This is a messenger RNA of Suillus subalutaceus, 2688 nucleotides long. Its product is annotated as adaptin N terminal region-domain-containing protein. The record is from RefSeq and is a predicted model, not a curated record. Lineage: Eukaryota; Fungi; Basidiomycota; Agaricomycetes; Boletales; Suillaceae. Gene Ontology annotation, biological process: protein targeting to vacuole; Golgi to vacuole transport. Bases 1 to 2688 code for a protein of 895 amino acids. The transcript is spliced from 12 exons. Gene Ontology annotation, cellular component: endosome membrane; membrane coat; AP-3 adaptor complex.